Molecule: messenger RNA, 2715 nt
Organism: Neohortaea acidophila
Lineage: Eukaryota; Fungi; Ascomycota; Dothideomycetes; Mycosphaerellales; Teratosphaeriaceae
Product: P-loop containing nucleoside triphosphate hydrolase protein
Exons: 1
Coding region: 21-2705 (894 amino acids)
Cellular component (GO): nucleus
Molecular function (GO): ATP binding; ATP hydrolysis activity; DNA binding
Source: RefSeq, a predicted model, not a curated record
CUCUUCUCCUCUCUCAGCAAAUGCACGGCCGACAACACGGCUGCAUGAGAAUCGCGGCAGAGUCCGAUGAUGACAAGCAAUUGGAAAGAGAUGUGAUCAGUUUCAGCGACGAUUUGCUAGCCUUGCACGAAACAGACGCCGCCCGGACACGGGCAAAGAUCGCCGACGGCGUGGUCGUUCAACAUCGACGCUGGACCACCCAAGAAGUCUUUCCUACCGAGCCUCAAGGCCUGUCAAGUUCGCCCAACAUGCCUCGUGGACCUUUUAUCACUUCUUCUCCGCCGCCCACUCCGUCGCCCACGAAGAAGCGGAAGUUUGUCGAGCUGGACCUGGGGGUCAACGGGCUUGAGCGUCCCUCAAAGGCGCAGCGCUCGUACUAUGGCAUCAACAUACACAAACUGCUGGAAGAAGCAGAAGCAGAGGAGGGCAUCCCCAAAGCCGCAAGGGCCUUACCCACACCGCCUACAGAACCGACCAAGCGCUCCUCUUUGCUGUGGACUGAGAAAUAUCGAGCUCGAAAAUUCACCGACUUGGUGGGCGACGAGCGCACGCAUCGCGCAGUCAUGCAUUGGCUGAAGCGAUGGGAUCCGCUGGUCUUUCCGGGCUCCCACCGGCAACAGGUCAAACCAAAAGUCUUCAAGGAAGGCAUUGAGGAAAAGGCGCAUCGCAAGAUCCUGCUUCUGACCGGGCCGCCUGGGCUCGGCAAGACAACACUCGCACACGUGUGUGCGAAGCAAGCGGGCUACGAGGUGCAAGAGAUCAAUGCUAGUGACGAGCGGAGUGGCAAUGUUGUGAAAGGACGCAUUCGCGAUAUGCUUGGUACGGAAAACGUCAAAGGCGUGGAGUCUCAGGGUGGAGACGGUCGAGUGCGAAAGGCAGGCAAACCUGUAUGCGUGAUUGUGGAUGAAGUGGACGGUGUCAUGACGGGAAGCGGCGCAACUGGCGAAGGAGGAUUUGUCAAAGCCCUGGUCGACCUGUUGAUACUGGAUCAGAAGAAUUCUGCCCUUGGAACCUUGCAACAAGCGCCUACGCGUAGAGGGAAGGGCGAUCGCUUCCGCCUACGUCGCCCACUGGUCCUCAUCUGCAAUGACGUUUACCAUCCAUCCUUGCGCCUCCUCCGGCAGGGGCCCCACGCAGAGGUGAUUCACGUUCGCAAGCCCGCUGUCCAAAGCCUCAUAUCAAGGCUCCACGGCAUUUUCGACAAAGAAGGCGUCCCAUGUGAGGCCGAUGGCGUACGGAGACUCUGUGAAGCCACUUGGGGCGUCAGCAACCGCAAAGAAGACCGGCAUGGCAGUGGAGGCGGCGAAGGGGACAUGCGAGGCAUCAUGGUCGUCGGCGAAUGGGUGGCAGGCAAGCUCCGCGCUGAGGGUAGUUCCACCCUGACGCGUCGGUGGGUGGAAGACCACGUCCUGAGCGACCUCACCCAUGGCGGUGGAGCAGCGAGAGGCCUUGGACGAGGCGGACCAAAGGACAUUGUAGAGCGGGUAUUUCAGGAAGGGGCCGGGUUUCCAAAGUCUACAGCACCGACCACUCCCUUCCAGCACCAGCGCGGCGCUCAAGUGAUAGGCGUUGCUGAGAGCCUCAAGCGCGUCAGCAGUCAGCGUCUGCGGGAGCUGGUGGACACACAAGGUGACUCGGACAGGAUCAUGACCGAUUGCUACGCGUCCUAUCCCACUCGCUCCUUUCACGACGACACCUUGCUCUCCAAGCCCGAAGCUGCUUACGAAUGGUUGCACUUUCACGAUUCCCUCUCCUCUGCGGUGUUCGGGAGCAACGAAUGGGAACUUGCGCCAUAUCUAAGCUCACCCAUUAUCGCUUUCCACCAUUUGUUCGCUUCAUCGACAAAGACAUCGCACAGUGCUCCGGCUGGCGAGGAGACCGAAGGUGAGGGACAUGACACACAUCCAUUCUCGGGUGUUCAAGCAUCGUGGGCGGCCCACGAAGCGGAGAAGCAGAACAGUGCUUUGCUCCAAUCCUUGCAAUCCUCUCUGUCAACAGAGCUGAGUCGUCUAUUCAGCUCAACCGACGAUAUCGCCACAGAUCUCCUCCCGUACCUGCUUCGCAUGGUCUCGCCGAACGUCAAUCCCGUGGUAGUCGGCGGCAGUGGGAACGAUAAAAGCACUGCCUCGGUGCGAAAAGCCAGCGAGCAAAUGCUAGUCCAGCGAGCCGUGCAAGCCAUGGCUGCAAGCGGAGUGCGAUUCGAGAGGACGAAGGUCUCUUCUACUGACAAUGUGGUUGGACCAACAGCCUAUGGCGCAGAGUGGAUCUAUCGAAUGGAACCUUCGCUGGAUGAGAUGGGCGUGUUCGAGACGGGCGGGAAGGGGUUCGGGGCGAGUGGAGGCAAGACGAGAUAUGCGGUCCGUCAAGUCCUGGACCAGGAAUGGAGGAAGGCGGAGAAGAAGCGGGCAGAAGCAGCCAGACUGGCUAGGUUUCGUGGCCCCGCGGCUGGAGAAGACGAUGCCGGCACGAGCGACAAGCAAAAGGUGGCUGGGCAGCCGGCAAUCAAGGGCUUGACAGCGGUGAAGCGCGACUUUUUCGGUCGGCCGAUCGCUGCACAACAUCCUCAGGGGUCAGAGGAAGGGAUAAAGUCCAUGUAUGAGGGGGUGGAGGAUGAAGAGCGAAGAGUGUGGGUGACGUAUCAUGAAGGCUUCUCCAAUGCGGUCAGGAAACCCAUCACUCUGGCGGAAUUGAUGAGAGAUUUAUGAGUAGCAGGGU